Salmo salar (Atlantic salmon) is the source of this 1038-nucleotide messenger RNA. The record is from RefSeq and is a predicted model, not a curated record. Lineage: Eukaryota; Metazoa; Chordata; Actinopteri; Salmoniformes; Salmonidae.
UUCGUCAGACCCCAUGGGUCAUGAGGUGGUGUGGGCUCUAGGAGCAGGCUGCAGAAACAUGACAUCCCUGCAGGUGGCGCCACUGCACCCCUGUCAGCAGCCUGCCCGCUUCAGUAACCGAUGCCUGCAGACGAUUGGCCGCUGUUGGCCACACCUCCGCGUGCUCAGUGUGGGCGGGGCUGGCUGUAACAUUCAGGGAUUGUCCUUACUGGUUCGUAGGUGCGUGGGUCUCCAGGUAUUGGAGUUGGAGCGUGUUGCCGAGUUGGGCCAGGAGGGGGCAGCAGAGCUGUGUAGAGAAGGACUACAGAAUCUGGAGACUCUCCUACUCACCUCUACUCCGGUUACACCUGAAGCACUGCUGCACUUUAACAAUGUAUGCCGUAAUCUCAGGUCCAUCAUAGUGCAGAUUGGGAUCACGGACCACUUCGAGGAGACAGACAGUCCUGAAGCUAAGAGACAGUACAAUGAGAUGGUCAACAAGUUACAGGCCCUUAAGAAGAGACCAGGUCUGUCUGAAGUGUUGCAGAUCAAAGCUGACGUUUCCGUUUGACCUCUUCCUCCUCUUCCUCGUCUUCUUCCUCCUCCCCUUACAUCUCACUGACCUGUCAGUCACACAGCCAAUCAGCGAGUCCGGAAGCGAACCUCAACAACCGGUCAGUCUUGUGACACAUUUGCCAACCAAUCCGAAGAUACAGCAUCCUGGAGAGAAGAAGCAAUCAGCCAAUAGGAAUCACACAGACAUGAAGAUGACAAAUCAGACGUCAGUUGUGAAGCUGCUGAGUCCAGAGAUUUUUCCGGCAUAACAGCAUCGUGCUAUAUUACUGUGAUGUAACAGAGACUUUACCCAUACAACACACACACACACACACACACACACACACACACACACACACACACACACACACACACACACACACACAGACAGACAGACAGACAGACAGACAGACAGACAGACAGACAGACAGACAGACAGACAGACAGACAGACAAGUGCGUUCCUCAGUGAGUUAGGGGGGUUAGCAGUCUUAGGGGGUUAGCA